GACAGCUCGCAGCUGUGUGUUUACCGUAAAAGAGUUUUGAUAUAGUUUUGUAGGCUAAAAUAAAGUGCAAUUAGUGAUUUUACAGCUUCGUAAUUGUAAACCUAUCUACAGGUAUACCUUUUGUUUUUCUCUACUCGACGUGAAUAUAUCAAUAUGAGUCAGAUUUAUUUUUCCCAAUAUGAUAAACUAAUCACCCAGUAGUAAGGGUAAUGGAUCCAAUAAUAGACCCUGAAUGGCUAGGAAGCAAAAAUGACCAAAUCGAUGAAGCUCAAAAUAUUGGCAAUAUUGCAAGAAGUUGGCAAUGGAGGGAGAGAGGAGUCAAUCCUCUCCACUCUCCUAGUAACAAGACUGUGCUUGAGAAUGUAGCAGAAGACAUACUUGUGCAGAAACCUCUCAAAAUAAGAUGUUGUGAUCUGCCAGGCUAUCCAAGAUCUACAUUUCUCAUGGUAUUCAGUCCUGAUGGGACUAAAGUUGCUUCUACACACGGCAAUCAUAAUGUUUAUGUAUCGGAGCUGGCAAGUGGCAAACAUGUGAGGAUAUUGAAAGGGCAUCCUAGAACACCAUGGUGUAUUGCUUUCCAUCCAUCACACCCUCAACUAAUAGGUUCUGGCUGUCUGGGUGGACAAGUUAGAGUUUGGGAUAUUUCUAGUGGUGGAAGUGAAGUUUGGAGUGUGCAAAAGGAAACAGUGAUAGCAUCCAUAGCUUUCCAUCCUCGAGAACAACUUUUAGUCAUUGCUACUUACAAUGAACUGUACUUCUGGGACUGGAGUCAACCAGCUCCAUUCACUAAAGUCUCCACAAAUAAUAUUAAUGAAAAAGUCAGAUAUGUCGCAUUUGAUUCUCUCGGUUACAAAUUGAUUACUGGCAUAUCACUGUGGACAUCACCAGGUGGCCACACCUCUCUCCUUCAACGAAACACUCACUCCAGUCCUCCACAUGUUAUAAAUUACCGUAGAAGGGAUGAUCCUGAUGAAAAUCCUGGAAAUAAUAGAUCUCAAGAUAGCCCUGGACCAACAAGGGAUGUGAUUGUGAACUCUUAUCAAAAUUUAGUGCAACGAUACGAUAGUCUUGUAAGAAACUAUCAAAGGUUGUUUAUGGUACGACAUAGACUCACCGCGACAACGCCACCGCCCAGCACGACGGACCGCGGUACUGACCCAAUGGAAACUGAUCCAACACCAGAGGCCAAUGGAUAUACACGUAUGGCGCGUCCCAAUUUAUCGACAUUACUUAAUUUUGACGAUGAUGAUCCAGUACCGGGUACAUCAAACAGACAAGACAAUGCAGAAAACACAGAUGUAGAAGCUAAUAGCAGUAGAUUAUUGAAUCUUGAUGCUUUAUCAUUUGGCAGUGAUCCUUCUAGGGACCAAAACACCACGCGACAAGAAUCUUCCAUAUUUGGAUCCCGACCUUCGGCUUUUCAACCUUUAGGUGAAAGUUCUAGAACAUCCCUGUGGUCAGCAAGUCAAACAGAUCAAAGUGAACGCGUGACACGACUUCUUCCCAAUCCAUUUUCGUCCACAAAUGGAACUCCGAGACCUUCCCGAGUUUCCUUUACAAGUAGCCCUCUCAAUAACCAGGAUAACGAAUCUACUGCAGGAUCGUCUCGCACACGUUCGUUUCCAGGACAUAGGUCUGAAUCUCCAUUGCUUCUUGAUUUAUCACUGCAUAGAUGUUCCCCGAAUCCCUCAAAUAACAAUCAGAAUGAGAAUCCCAUUACCAUCGAUAAUGAUUCUUCUUUUAGCUCCUCAUCGCUUCCAAACACUUCUGCCAGUUCUAGCGCUCAUAGAACUUCAAAUUCUAUUUACACACAAGCCCGAAUGUCGACACCAGUAGAUGCUCAAACAAUUAAUGAAAGUCUAGACUUAAUACGAGACAUUCUUAGAGAUUCUGGAACAAGGUUACUUAAUUUAAUAACUAAUAUGUCACUGUCAACUUUGACCCGAGCAGAAAGAAAUAUUCAAAGAAGAGAAAAUGAAACUAGAGCACAUUCUGAUGACAGUGAUGGCGUUGCGAGAACUCGCAAUAAUCGUCCACGUCCACGUUUAUUUAGUGGCUUACAUCAAAAUACAAUAUUUUUGUCUUCUAGUUCAGAGUCAGACAGUGACAAUCCCCCUGAAGUAAAUAUAUUUAGAACGAGAAAUUCAACUUUUAGAGAAGAUAAUACACGGGAUACUAAUCGUCAAACAUCUAGUAGUAAUAAUUCCAAUAGGCUAGAAAACCCUACUGAUAGACUUGUAUUUGAAUUGAACAAUGAUUUACCCGUCUCAGAUAAUGUUCCUGAAAGAAGUGGUUUAAAUGUGUCUUCUAACAGUAGAAGAUUUCAUGUGCGCAUUCAAAAUGCCGCAACCGAUGAAGGUACAAGUACGAGUACGAGUACAAGAAAUAAUGAUGAGCCAUCUGAAAAUCGAAAUCAAAACAGCAACUUUGACCCAAACAUGCCAUCAACUAGUAGAGAUAAUUUUUGGUCAAGUGGUAAUACAUUGUCAUCAGAUGAAGCAUUUAGGAAAGUAAGAAGUGGUGUCAAUGCAUUGCAGAAACAUGCACAACAACUUGCAAAUUUUUGGCUUCGAGGUCAACGUAUAAGUAUGCGGGAUUUACGUAACAUGUGGGAAAAUUUGAGAAGACGUAUUCUGAUGUUACACAGAGAAACAGGUAGACAAGAUGUUACUAGUUAUUAUACAAGAUCUCUAUUAGAAAGGUGUAUGAUGCUGACGGAAGUGACUGACAAUGUCAAUCGUGGCUCCAGUAGGACUAGAAGUAGUCAAAGGUCAGAAGAUAGGAAUUCUGAGACAAAUAGAGAUGCCUCUAACAAUUCAGACACUCCUGAAAAUGAACAGAGUACUACACCAGACAACACAAAUGACAAUAGACAAUCAAGUAGGACCUCACAGACAAGAUCUUCUUCGGGAGGUCGAUACUCGCCAUUUGUAAGGCGACGAUUACAACCUAAUUAUAGAUGGCGACAUGAUGAUGAUCUUCGACGAAGAACGCGUAAUUCUGCAUCUAAUCGUUUAUCACAAAGAUAUAACAAUAGACCACGCCGGGAAUUUGCGCGAGCUAUAGAAAUUAGUGCAACAAGGCAUGAGAUACGCAUGCGCGCCAUGCAAGUUUUAUCAGUUAUGUUCAAUAUGAUGAUGAUGUGUUUAGAAGAACGAGGUUUAAGCCAACUCAUCAUUAACAUGUUACGAACGCUGAAAAAAGCUUUAGCUAUUACUUGCUUAAUGCUAAUGUCUAAUAGAAACAGUGGUAGGACAAGCGCCAGUAACAAUCAAUCGCCUCAAAGAUCUGACAACCGUAAUACAAAUCGCGUAGAUAACAAUGAAGCUACUACUAGUAAUACGAAUGAACAAAGCGAGUGUACGCAUUAUUCGAUUUCAAGUGAGACUGAAGAAGAACGAACUCGCGGAAGUACAUCUACAAAUCGUGAGAAUUCAACGACAUCAGCUUCAGGGUCAAAUGCUAAUAAUACGCAAGAUGAUUCCCCUGUAUCUUCUCCAAAUUCAGUCACACAGAGAUGGAGUAACCGUCUUGCUGUACUUAUAGCUGCAGCGAACAGAAAUAAUUCAGCAACUGCAAGAAGUCGGAGAGAACUAUACCAAGAGAGUAGAAGAUUGAAAGCAUUACAUCGAACUAAUCCAACUGCGCAUCCGUUAAUAAAAAAGAGAGCUUUUCCACCUGUGGCCACACACAGGAUUCCGGUCUUACGUUCACUCCCUCGUAAAAAUAUCAAAACACCUUCGACACCCAGAAUUGGAGCUGCUAAUCCCGAACCUGUCGCUGGUCCUUCAAGGUUUUCCACAGGAGAAAACCCUAAUCAGGAACCAUCUAGACUUCCUCCGGAAGUAAUGAACGAAUUUGAACAUAGGAUAAAUUUAAUACGAAUAGCCCAUAUGCAGGCUGUAAGGCUUAGAAAUGUAGCAAGAAGUAGAUAUAGGCGUUUGCAAACCAUUCGUCUGUAUACACCGUCGUCAGUGAGAGAAAUGUUUACUCUUCAGGAGAAUAAUGAAAACCAGCAAGGCAAUCCAUCGCCAUUACAAAAUAACGCUGAUCAAAGUAGUCGUAGACCUUCUUUCGACGGUCGCUCACCAAUUCUUGGCAGAGAACGAAUUUUUCCACGGCUACCUAUGAAUGCCCAAUCAGAAGAUUCUGGCCCACUGCACGCCGUUAUAAGUAAUGCGGCAUUAUCCCUUCUACAAGUUAAUGAUCCCGAUAGUCCUGAAGAACAAGGGAAUCAACAGCAGAGAUUGCCAAGGAUUCAUGAAUAUUUGCAGCCAAUAAUCUUAGCUCAGAACGCCAUGGCCGACGAAGACGGUAACGGUGAUGGCGCAGGGGGAGGUCCUGCAGAGGGCAACGGUAUCGCUGGUAUCGGUGCGAGGCGCAUGAGCGGCAUGGCCGGCCUGCUGGACGCCGGCAUCAUCUCCGAAACGUUCCCAGCGCCGUCGCAUCGAGUGCAAGCUUGGGACUUUACCAAAGGCGACACACCUGAUAUUGCGGAUAGUUCUAAGAAUGUUGUAGUCCAAAGAUGCAGAAUCCAUAACGAUGCAAGCAUCGAUAUAUCCAAAGAUGGAAGGCUGUUGGUCGCUCUGCUACCCGUACCUCGGUUACGUAAUACUAAUCACUGGUUAGGCGUGUACUCGCUGGAGUGGUCGCGGCUGGGGCAGUGCCUGCACACGGCGGUGCUGGAGCAGAGCGCGGUGUCGGUGGCGCUGUCGCCGACCGCGCGCCACCUCGCCGUGGGGCUCGGCUCGCGCCGCUUCACCUCCGUGCACCACGCGCGCACCAACGUGUUCGCGCUGCUGUACCGGCUCGACCCGCUCGAAAGUUCCAGUAGGACCGGUUUGUCGCCGAUAAAGGAGUUGGAGCAGACGUGGGAACACGGCUUCACCAGCCUCAACUGCCUGCGCUGGGCCCCGCAGCCCGGACAAGGCCUCGUGUACGCUAAUAACACGGGACAACUUAUUAUUAUGAGUUAAGUCUAACGAAUUUAUGUUCCCAGAUCAAUUAAACGCAAUAACACCGAAUAUUUUUUAUACAUACCGCCUAUUAUCCGUGACGUGGCGCUAAAAACUAAUGUUAUGAUUUAAGCAUAGACUUAUCACGACUCACAUUAUGAAAUGUUUAGUUGAACCCCUCGCAACUGUUGUAAAUGUAUUUGUGUAGUUCAUCUAUUAGCGGUCUUAAUGUAACUGAUCUCUUGCUUGUUAAUAUGCGAAUUAUAAAUUAAAUUUUAUUUAUAAACGUUACCAGAUUAGUUCCAAAACAUAGCUUAGGCUUCCUUUCAUAAGAUAUCUAAAUCGUGUACUUUCCUUGAAGCCUAUUCGCCUUUAGCAAGUAGAUAUUUAAUCGUUUGUAUACUAAUUAAGUAAUAAUUUGUUAAUAUGUAUUUAAAGUAAUCCUAAUUUUAUUUAAACAAAGCCUAAAAUGUAGGAUUGUUACAUAAAUAAUUCAUGAAUGUUCAAAUGCUUUAUUGUCGAUAUAACUUUUGCAACUCAUAUGUUUAACUUCACCUGCGUUUAAACUGAAUCUAACCUCCUAAACUUAUCAUUCUCUAUAUAAAAUAAUUGAUUAACGUGCCAUCUUUUUUCAAUGCAUUCUUUUUUGAUCAUACAUCGCAGUAUGGUAAGUAAAUGUGUUCAUAUAUUAAUUUUAAAUAAAAAUUAACACCUUUAAAGAAUCUCCCCGUGCUUGCUUUAGUUUCUUAAUUAAAAUUUAUAUUGAUCAAUUUUACAUAAUAUUCGAAACUAGCAGGUGAUAAAGAAUUGCAUACAUUAUACAUACGUAAUAUUGUAACAAUGUCAAUCUGUUCGUGAAAAUAAUAUAUUAUGAAUGUAACAAUCCCACUACCUAUAUUACGAAAAUGCCAAAAUUUUUAAUCGGUUUAGCUAAUUUUCUUUAUAAUUAAGCAGGUUACAAAGUCAAUGACUGUUAAACUUAAGUUCACAAAAUAAAUUAAUAUUACUGACCCUAAACUUUUGAGACUGUGGUCUUAUUUCAUUUUUUUUUGUAUAAGUAAGUCUUUUAUUUUUGUUUUUCAAUAAUAACAUAUAUAUCUAUAAUAACCAUUUGUGUAAUAGUUAAUUAAAGAAUAUCGAUUAGUCACACUAAAUUUAACCGAAGUUGGAUUAUGCUGUACAAAGAUUUAUGUCGCUUUCAUGUUCUUAAUACUUAACAAAUAAACUUUGAUGUUAUAUAGCUAAAUAAAAAUUAAAGUACUACAAUUAUUUUGUUUUGUGUAUCUGGUUCGGGAUUAGAUCUUUACAUCAAACAUUACAAAUAAACAGUUUUUUUAUGUAAAUACACGGGUCUUUUCAAAAUCAGAAAAUGCUAUUUAACCACAUUCCCAGCCAUAAAGCAAACAAGCAAGAAUAGCACAAUUAUUACAUUUAAUUCAAUGUAAAGUAAAAUUAACUUCUUUACAUUUUAAGAAGUAAUUUUCAUCCAUCAGCCUACAUUCUCAAAUUCAAAACGUUUGCUACAAUGUAACACAAUAUAACAUCUUACAAGCAGAUGCAUGAUUAUACAUUUUAUAUGAGUAGGAUAACGAACAGCAUCGUAAUUAUGUACAUAUAACAAUAAUUUACGGUCAGUUAUUAAUAGUGACAUUACGAUACAAUUAUAAACUCUGUGACCUUGAUAAUAUUCUUAUUUUAGAUCAUCCUAUUUCUGUAUGCCAUUUUAUUUUAACAGGGUGAGUUACAAUGUGUUUGUUCGCUUUCAUAAUAUUUAAAACUGUCUACAUAUUAUCAAAAAAAUCAUAAAAGGUUAUGGCCUAAAUAAGUUGACAAUCAUUUCUGAAAUUGAAACAAUGUAACGUAAUAUCAUUCAUAAUAUGCAUUAUAAUUUACUAGCCGCUCCGCGCGGUUUCACCCCCGUGGCUCCUCUCCUGUUGGUUGUAGCGUGAUGAUAUUAUAUAGCCUUAUAGCCUUCCUCGAUAAAUGAGCUAUCUAACACUGAAAGAAUUUUUCAAAUCGGACCAGUAGUUCCCGAGAUUAGCGCGUUCAAACAAACAAACUCUUCAGCUUUAUAAUAUUAGUAUAGACUAUAGAUAAGUAAACAUUUAAUUGGUAAAUUUAAGAUUCAGAAUAAGUUUAUUAUCCUAUCUCGCGGCGUUUUCUACUAAGUUAUGUUCCCUGAUUGUGAAUAAAUUUUUGUAUUUUUAUUUUCAAUAAUAAUUAGCGGUCGAAAUAAUUUAAUACGUAGGUAUGUAAGUAAAACAAAUGAGUUAGGUCUGCUUGAAACUAGACUACUAAUAUUUUGACACGCAAUUUUCUUUUUAUUAUUACCACCCUAGUAAAACAAAAGUAUUGUUUGUAAGAGAAAUUUAAGAUAAAAUAAUGGUUAGGUUUUUAUUUAAAUAUUGGAUUAGUAAUAAAGCUGUCAGCCUGCCUGCCUGUCAAGCUGUGCUUACUCUAGCCAUGGUUAUUUUCAACAUCUAAUCCCGAGCAGAAAAUGUAGUUUGCCGACUCUUUAUAUUAUAAUUUAUAAUACGUAAAAACUACCUUAUGAGAAAUUUGUAAAUAAGUCUUUAGAGCGAAUCAGCUCCUUCGUAGUAAACCUUUAGCAUCCUUAAAUAGUAAACCUUUCUUUUAUUAUGUUACAGUUCUUCCAUUAUGUUGUAACGUUAUAUUUUAAAUAUAUUAUUUGUAUAAAGCUUGAACGUUUUAUUUGUACAAAUGUAAUGCGAAUAUCUGAAAUAAUACCAUUUUCAAACUGAA
Molecule: messenger RNA, 7718 nt
Organism: Colias croceus (clouded yellow)
Lineage: Eukaryota; Metazoa; Arthropoda; Insecta; Lepidoptera; Pieridae
Product: activating molecule in BECN1-regulated autophagy protein 1-like
Exons: 14
Coding region: 210-4976 (1588 amino acids)
Biological process (GO): autophagy
Cellular component (GO): intracellular membrane-bounded organelle
Molecular function (GO): protein binding
Source: RefSeq, a predicted model, not a curated record